This is a messenger RNA of Corylus avellana, 1071 nucleotides long. RefSeq lists its product as uncharacterized. The record is from RefSeq and is a predicted model, not a curated record. Lineage: Eukaryota; Viridiplantae; Streptophyta; Magnoliopsida; Fagales; Betulaceae.
AUUUUCUCCAUCUUCUUUCUCUCACUCUCUUUCCCUCUCUCUCGGCCUCUCUCUCUCUCUCCUUCUCAAUCUCUACCGAGAUUCUGAGCGCCAGAUAUUCGAUCCUUUCCCUUCCCUUUUAUUUAUUUAUUUUCUUUUUGAAUUUUAAAUUAUUUUGUUACCGAUUAAUUUAGGGCAGUUUUAUAUUUCUACCCCCCAUUUUUCAACAUAUUAAAAAUUGCCCCCCAGUUAGUUUGUGUGGUCGCGCUAGGUGCUUAGCUGCUGACGUGGGAUGCACUCAAAACGGCACCAUGAACACCAAAACGAUGCGCCUUCCUCCCCGUCGUGUAUUGACGCCCAAUGCCAUAAACAACAAGCGAAAGGACAGAGAGGAAUUCGAUGCCCUCAAGCCGCAGACGCCGCCGACGAAACUGCCCAAGCCGGAUGCGCCGCAAGCCGAGCCGAUCAGCCCGUCGUCUAAUCAGCUCCUGGCCGGGUACCUGGCCCACGAGUUCCUCUCCAAAGGUACGUUGUUCGGUCAACUUUGGGAUCCAGUCGAAAACGAGGUCGUUCCGGUCUCGCCGAAGAAGAGAGCGAAGCCGAGCCGGAACGGCGAAGCGGAGCCGAGCGGUGGACAGCUGGAGGAUUACCAAAGGUACGUGGAAGUAGCGAGUUUGCUGAAAACGGAUGGGGCCCACUUACCUGGCAUUGUGAACCCCACACAGCUCGCUUGCUUCUUGCAGAUGUGAUGCGUGGAGCGAUUCUAUUGGUUCCUCCAUAUUACCAACCAACGAAAAAAAAAAAAAAAAAAACUCUUUCUAUUUUUUUAUUUAAUUACCUUUUUUCUCUCUUUUCAUUAACUUUUGGUUAACUUAAAUAGCUUGUAUUCAUGUAUUUAAUAUGCAUGUGGCAAUUGGCAUGCAUGCAUUCAUGCGAAUCUGAUCCUUCUGUGUGAAUAUCGAGACGAAGAAGCAUGCUUAGAAAGACAUGCAUAUCGGAUUCCAUGAACAAAUUUUGUGUAAUUUCCAUGCAUGUUUAUUUGCUAUAUAAUCGGUUUAUUAGACAAAAUUACUCCAUAUCACCAUGCCUCGC